AUGGGCCAGGCCAUUCACUAUAGGCCUAUCAGCAUGUUUUGGCCCAACAAAGUCGGAGUUGUUGCCAGCCAGAUGAUUGUCCGGAUUGGGCCUUCAACGUCCACCAUGGGCCCAAACAAGUUCUUUACCGGAGUAGUAUUUAACCAACACAUACCGCGUAAGAUAGCACCAACAGCUCACGUUAAUAUUGGCCGGCAGGCAGAGUUCAUCAUUUUCAACUUCCCCCACAGAGCGCCAGUGGCAGUAAUCACUUCCUGGGAAAAGUUCGUCACUUUCCCUCUCUCUAUCUUUUUCGAAAGAAUACUCCCCAGUUGUAGUCCCACUUUUUCUCAGAUCGGAGCCCUAGUUUUCACAGGAAAACGAAGAGAGAGAAGAAGAAGAAGAAGAAUGCCGCGAGAAAUUAUAACUCUACAAGUGGGACAAUGCGGGAACCAGAUCGGGAUGGAGUUCUGGAAGCAACUCUGCCUCGAGCACGGCAUUAACAAAGACGGGAUUCUCGAAGAUUUCGCUACUCAGGGAGGGGACAGAAAAGAUGUGUUUUUCUACCAAGCUGACGAUCAACACUAUGUACCACGGGCUUUGCUGAUUGAUUUGGAGCCCAGGGUGAUCAAUGGUAUUCAGAACGGUGAAUAUAGAAACCUCUACAAUCACGAGAAUGUCUUUGUUUCAGAUCAUGGUGGAGGUGCUGGCAACAAUUGGGCCAGUGGAUAUCAUCAGGGGAAGGGUGUUGAGGAGGACAUAAUGGAUAUGAUUGACAGAGAAGCUGAUGGAAGUGAUAGUCUCGAGGGCUUUGUUUUAUGCCACUCAAUUGCUGGAGGAACAGGCUCAGGUAUGGGUUCAUAUUUGUUGGAGGCUCUGAAUGAUCGCUACAGCAAAAAGCUUGUUCAGACAUAUAGUGUUUUUCCUAAUCAGAUGGAGACAAGUGAUGUGGUGGUCCAGCCGUACAAUUCGCUUCUGACACUCAAGCGACUUACCCUAAAUGCUGAUUGUGUCGUCGUUCUCGAUAAUACUGCACUUAAUAGAAUUGCAGUAGAGCGUCUUCAUCUUUCAACUCCUACUUUUGCUCAAACAAAUUCAUUGGUUUCUACUGUCAUGUCAGCGAGCACGACCACGCUGCGGUAUCCUGGAUAUAUGAACAAUGACUUAGUUGGCCUUCUUGCCUCUUUAAUUCCAACACCAAGAUGCCAUUUUCUUAUGACUGGAUACACACCACUUACAGUGGAGCGCCAAGCUAAUCUAAUUCGGAAAACUACUGUACUAGAUGUUAUGAGGAGACUUCUGCAGACAAAGAAUAUUAUGGUUUCAUCUUAUGCUCGGACAAAAGAAGCCAGUCAGGCCAAAUACAUUUCAAUAUUAAACAUUAUUCAAGGCGAAGUAGACCCCACUCAGGUUCAUGAAAGUUUGCAGAGAAUACGUGAAAGGAAGCUUGUUAAUUUCAUAGAAUGGGGUCCUGCAAGCAUUCAGGUUGCUUUGUCUAGAAAAUCUCCAUAUGUUCAAACUGCCCAUAGGGUCAGUGGACUUAUGCUUGCAAGUCAUACUAGUAUCCGGCACCUCUUCAGCAAAUGUUUAAGCCAGUAUGAGAAGCUGAGAAAGAAACAAGCCUUUCUUGACAACUAUCGAAAGUUCCCUAUGUUUGCUGACAAUGAUCUAUCUGAGUUUGAUGAAUCAAGGGACAUUAUUGAGAGUUUGGUGGAUGAAUAUAAAGCAUGCGAGUCUCCAGACUACAUCAAAUGGGGAAUGGAGGAUCCAGACCACAUUUUGACUGGAGAAGGCAAUGUUUCAGGAACAGUGGAUCCAAAAUUAGCAUUGUGAGCUGUUAACAAAACAAGUAUGUUACGUGGCUUUUGCUUCCGGACGGAAAAGAUGGUACAGUGGGAUUGAUAUGCUUUUUAUUUGGUUUUGCUGCCUUUUAAACAUUAUAUGACAUGUAACAUAUGACAUGCAACUUGCCACUUUUGUUAAUGUUUUGUUUGGUUAACCUUUAUUGUAUGAGCCUGCACCUGGGAAAUUGAGUAGAGAUUCUUUCUGUAUAUUUAGUUUUGCACUUGUC
Molecule: messenger RNA, 2050 nt
Organism: Rhododendron vialii
Lineage: Eukaryota; Viridiplantae; Streptophyta; Magnoliopsida; Ericales; Ericaceae
Product: tubulin gamma-1 chain-like
Exons: 11
Coding region: 1-1812 (603 amino acids)
Biological process (GO): mitotic spindle organization; mitotic sister chromatid segregation; mitotic cell cycle
Cellular component (GO): microtubule; nucleus; cytoplasm
Molecular function (GO): GTP binding; structural constituent of cytoskeleton
Source: RefSeq, a predicted model, not a curated record